ACCAUUUCAGGCCAGUAGAAGGUCUUUAAAGCGGUUCAGCGAAUCCUCCACGUCCAGACUCCAGGAGCCAUCUUCAGAGAUUCUGCUGCUCAGAUUUCCCAUCUUCUUCUCGACAACCUUCCCAUCCGUUCGUCGAAAAUGCGCGAAAUUGUGCAUCUUCAGGCCGGCCAGUGCGGAAACCAGAUCGGAGCUAAGUUCUGGGAGGUGAUCAGCGACGAGCAUGGUAUUGAUCCCACUGGAACGUACCAUGGAGACAGUGACCUGCAGCUGGACAGGAUCAGCGUCUAUUACAAUGAGGCCACAGGGGGCAAGUAUGUGCCUCGGGCCAUCCUAGUGGAUCUGGAGCCCGGCACAAUGGACUCGGUCAGGUCUGGUCCGUUUGGACAGAUUUUCAGGCCUGAUAACUUCGUCUUUGGCCAGAGUGGAGCUGGUAACAACUGGGCUAAGGGCCACUACACUGAAGGGGCUGAGCUGGUGGACUCCGUCUUGGAUGUGGUGAGGAAAGAGGCCGAGAGCUGCGAUUGCCUGCAGGGCUUCCAGCUCACUCACUCUCUGGGCGGGGGCACCGGCUCUGGGAUGGGCACCCUGCUCAUCAGUAAGAUCCGCGAAGAGUACCCGGACCGCAUAAUGAACACCUUUAGCGUGGUGCCUUCCCCCAAAGUGUCCGACACCGUGGUGGAGCCCUACAACGCCACGCUCUCCGUCCACCAGCUGGUAGAGAACACAGACGAAACCUACUGUAUUGAUAACGAAGCUCUUUACGAUAUCUGCUUCCGCACACUUAAACUCACCACCCCCACCUACGGAGACCUCAACCACCUAGUGUCCGCCACCAUGAGCGGGGUGACCACCUGCCUGCGCUUCCCCGGCCAGCUCAACGCCGAUUUGCGUAAACUAGCUGUGAACAUGGUGCCCUUCCCCCGUCUCCACUUCUUCAUGCCAGGGUUCGCACCCCUCACCAGCAGGGGGAGCCAGCAGUACCGCUCCUUGUCCGUUCCAGAGCUCACCCAGCAGAUGUUUGACGCAAAGAACAUGAUGGCAGCGUGCGACCCCCGCCAUGGCCGAUACCUCACCGUGGCCGCGGUCUUCAGGGGGCGCAUGUCCAUGAAGGAGGUGGACGAGCAGAUGCUGAACGUCCAGAACAAGAACAGCAGCUACUUCGUGGAGUGGAUCCCCAACAAUGUGAAGACCGCCGUUUGUGACAUCCCGCCACGCGGCCUGAAAAUGGCAGCCACCUUCAUCGGCAACAGCACCGCCAUCCAGGAGCUGUUCAAGCGGAUCUCCGAGCAGUUCACCGCCAUGUUCCGCCGUAAGGCCUUCCUCCAUUGGUACACGGGCGAGGGGAUGGACGAGAUGGAAUUCACCGAAGCAGAGAGCAACAUGAAUGACCUCGUGUCUGAGUACCAGCAGUACCAGGACGCCACCGCCGAGGAGGGCGAGUUUGAGGAAGAGGGCGAGGAAGAAGUUGCAUAAAGCCUGAAAGGCAGCUACCACACCCACAUUUCACCCCCCCAAUCCAUCCAUCCUAAGUUGAACGUUGCACUGAUCACCCACCUAGUUCACUGUUGUUUAGUUCUAGUGAUCUAGUGUUAGACAUUGAAACUUGCUUACUAACUGUUAUUGGUAAAGUUUUGUUUAAAUUGUGUAUGUUGUAAAUGCACUGGAUUGUUGGCAUUUCUCCUGUCAUUGCCUUUUCAUCCAUGGAAGCAAAUGACUUUGACUGUGAAGUUCUGAAAGAUUAAAAUCAUGUUGAAAAGCCUC
Oryzias melastigma (Indian medaka) is the source of this 1761-nucleotide messenger RNA. It is a transcript of the gene tubb4bl, whose product is annotated as tubulin, beta 4B class IVb-like. The transcript is spliced from 4 exons. Bases 139 to 1473 code for a protein of 444 amino acids. Gene Ontology annotation, biological process: mitotic cell cycle; microtubule cytoskeleton organization. NCBI's taxonomy places the organism in Eukaryota, Metazoa, Chordata, Actinopteri, Beloniformes, Adrianichthyidae. The record is from RefSeq and is a predicted model, not a curated record. Gene Ontology annotation, molecular function: GTPase activity; GTP binding; structural constituent of cytoskeleton. Gene Ontology annotation, cellular component: microtubule; cytoplasm.